Mytilinidion resinicola is the source of this 1251-nucleotide messenger RNA. Its product is annotated as GroES-like protein. The transcript has a single exon. The record is from RefSeq and is a predicted model, not a curated record. NCBI's taxonomy places the organism in Eukaryota, Fungi, Ascomycota, Dothideomycetes, Mytilinidiales, Mytilinidiaceae. The coding region runs from base 1 to 1116 and encodes 371 amino acids.
AUGACAUCCCCCCUCCCACCCCACCACCGCGCCCUCGUCCUCUCAACCCGCUCCUCGGGCUUCUCCCUCCACACCGUCCCCAUCCCCCUCCCAACCCCCGGCAGCGCCGUCCUCCGCAUCCUCCAAGCCGGCAUAAUCUCCUACCACCGCGAGGUCUACGACGGCACGCGCCCCUACAGCUUCCCCACACCGCUCGUCGGCGGCUCCUCCGCCAUCGGCCGCGUCGCUGCGCUGGGCCCGGACGCGGUUUCCCUCACAGUCGGCCAGCUCGUCUUCGUCGACUGUGUCGUGCGCGGCCGCGACGACCCCAGAGAGCUCUUCCUCACCGCCAUCUCCGAGGGCGCGCGUGCGGGCAGCAAGAAGCUGUUUCGCGACGUGUGGCGCGAUGGCGUGUGGGCCGAGUACGCGCGCAUGCCGCUGGAGAACUGCGUGCCGCUGGAUGAGGAGAGGUUGUGUGCGGGGUUGGGGUACGAAAUCAAGGAUUUGAUGUAUAUGUGCCAUUUGCUCGUGCCGUACGGCGGGCUGAGGGAUAUCAGGGUCGAGCCGGGCGAGACGGUCGUGGUGGCGCCGGCGACGGGGGGGUAUGGGGGCGCGGGGGUGCAGGUUGCGGUGGCGUUGGGGGCGAGGGUGAUUGCGAUGGGGAGGGAUGAGGGGAAGUUGGCGGCGCUGAGGGAGCAUGUUAAGAUGGGGACGCCGGGGGCGAGUAUUGAGACGGUGAGGAUUUCGGGGGAUGAGAAGACGGAUACGGCGGCGUUACAGGCGUUCGGGACGAUCGAUGCGGUGUUGGAUUUUACGCCGCCUGCGGCGAGCAAGUCGACGCAUUUGAAGAGCGCGGUGGCGGCGCUGAGGCGUGGGGGAAGGGUUAGUAUGAUGGGGUUUGUUGAUGUGCCUGCUUCGAGUUGGAAGCUCGUGGGGGAUAAUAUUACGCUGAAGGGGAAGUUGAUGUAUGAGAGGGAGGAUAUGUUCCAGUUUGUGAAGAUGCUGGAGAGAGGGCUGUUUCCGAAAGGGGAAGAGUUUGUGGAUGCGAAGACGUUUCCGUUGGAGGACUGGAAAGAAGCUAUGGACUCAGCGGCGGAGUACACUGGCAUCGGUAAGCUGGUGUCUUUUGCACCAUGAUCUUGUUCAGACUGGAUGAAGCUGGGGAAAGGCAUGUCUUUCGAGCAUAGCCGUACUCCCCCUUAUAUAAACCAAUGUGAGAUAUCGGACGCUCCUUUACUCGAGACAAUUCUUGAGACAUUAUCUUGCCAAAGG